Pelagomonas calceolata is the source of this 855-nucleotide messenger RNA. The record is from the annotation of a GenBank genome assembly. Lineage: Eukaryota; Pelagophyceae; Pelagomonadales; Pelagomonadaceae.
GUCGGCCGAGGCUGCAGUGCUCUGAGUGUCCCUGUGCGACAGUGCGACCAUUGCGCACGCGAUUCGAGCAUCUGAAGGAGUGGCUACUGGAACGACGCUGCCGUUCUUGCGCUCACAUUGGCCCCAGCAGCUUUUUGGUGCAGUGGCUGUGCGAACAUGCAGCUCAUAAAUGCGCUCCUGCUUAGCGCAUUAGCCGGCUGUGCCGCAUUUGCACCACUCACGCCGACGCGGUCGCGACGUGUCAUCGCUGUGGCCUCCAAGAAGAAAUUCAAGGCCGCGGGCGGCGGCUUCGGCGCCGCGCCGCGGGAAAAGGGCCGCAGCGAGAAGCCGUUCAAGUCGCAAGUCGUCGACGCGCACAACGGCUUCGAGAAGUGGAAAGACGACGAGGCGGCGGACGUCUGGAUCGCGAGCCGCGCGCAACCGACGCGAUGGUGGCUCGCGGGCUACGCGGCCUGCAAGAGCGGCUGUGAUGUUGCUGGUGCUACGACGGCCCAAAAAGCUCUUAUUUACAAGAUGGGCGUGACGCUCGACCGGUCGCUCGAGCAGGCGCCGGACGGCUUGAUAGCUGCGACGGCCCCCUUCCAGUCGGAGGCUGGCGUCAUCGACUCGAGCGUGCCGCUGAAACUCAUCCCGCGCCACGUCGCGAUUCCCGAAGACGCGAGCGAGUACGGCUACGAGCCGAAGGUCUACCAGAACGCCGACAAUCUCGUCUUCGUCGAGCGUGAGGCGUCUUAGUCUUGUGAUGUGGGCAUUGGAGACGACGCGAGUGCGCUACGGCAUCGGAGACGACGUCGACGCUGGCUGUGUGUAGAAUACCGGGUGUAUUCGAGACUAGUAUACGUCAUAAGAUUAGUU